Molecule: messenger RNA, 408 nt
Organism: Glarea lozoyensis ATCC 20868
Lineage: Eukaryota; Fungi; Ascomycota; Leotiomycetes; Helotiales; Helotiaceae
Product: Cytochrome b5-like heme/steroid binding protein
Exons: 3
Coding region: 1-408 (135 amino acids)
Biological process (GO): sterol biosynthetic process
Cellular component (GO): endoplasmic reticulum membrane; intracellular membrane-bounded organelle
Molecular function (GO): heme binding
Source: RefSeq, a predicted model, not a curated record
AUGUCUGAGGGAAAGGUCUACACAUAUGCGGAUGUCGCAUCGCACUCGGGGAAGAAGGACUUGUUCAUGGUCAUCCACGAUAAGGUUUACGACGCAACCGCUUUCGUUGACGAGCAUCCAGGUGGAGAGGAAGUUCUGCUAGAUGUUGGUGGACAGGAUGCGACUGAAGCCUUUGAAGAUGUCGGACACAGUGAUGAGGCAAGGGAAAUCUUGGAUGGUCUGCUUAAAGGCGAUUUGAAGCGUGUUGAGGGAGACCCAAAGCCAAAAGUCUCAGCGCCUACAUCUUCGAGCUCCGCAACUGCGACCGACGGUGGAAUGGGUCUUGGUCUAUACGCUGUUGUUCUUGUUGGAGCUGUCGCCGCUUUCGGUGUCUAUAAGUAUAUGCAAAGCCAAGAGGGCAAUGCGUAG